UGGGCGCUGCUGGCCGGAGCCGGCUUCCUCCUGCCCAACAGCUUCAUCGUGGCGGCCGACUACUUCCAGGCGCAGUACCCAGGCUCCACUAUCGUGUUCGAUCUCUCGCUCACGUACAUCCUGGUGGCCUUCUGCUCAGUGCUGCUCAACAACGUACUGGUGGAGACACUUCUGACAGGACCUGGUGUCGUUGCAGGAUACGUGCUGUCAUUCGUUACGCUGCUGUUCGUCGCCGUCUUCGAGAUCUGGUGGCAGGUGUUCAGCAACACCACCUCGUACGGUGUCAACCUACUGGCCGUCUCCGUGGUCGCCGUCGGCUGCACAGCUCAGCAGUCGAGCUUCUACGGCUACACGGGCAUGCUGCCGAACCGCUACACCCAGGCCGUGAUGACGGGCGAGAGCGCCGCCGGCGUGCUGGUUUCGACCAGCCGGAUCCUGACGCGGCUGCUGCUGGACGACGUGCGUCUCAACACGCUGGUGUUCUUCUGCUGCUCGCUGCUGCUGCUGGUGGCCGUCUGCUGCGUUCUGCACCAGCUGCUCAGACGGACGGCGUUCGUGCGUCACCACGUGGCAGCCUGCUCGGCCGACCCGCUGUCCGAGACCCAGGCCGGCGAUCAGGUCACACUGGUGGACAUCGUGGAGGAGGCGGACGGCAAGGACUACGGGCGGCUCACUCUCGCCUCCAACAGCGACGACUCGGCCUUCCAGUCGACCGAGACGCUGCCGGCCGGCGGCGCGGCCUCCUACGACACGUUCUCGGAGCGGGCUGGCGGCACGUCCUACCGCGUCAGCGAGCUGCUGGUGCACGUGCGACGCUCGGGCCGCGCCCGCCCCCCCGCGCUCGACUGCUGCGCCGCGCUCAAACGCGGCACCCAGGCGCGCUCGGCGACGGUGCGCCGGGUCUGGCCGUACAUGGUGUCCAUCUGCCUGGCGUACCUGGUCACGCUCAGCCUGUUCCCUGGUAUCGAGAGCGAGGUGCACAGCUGCACGCUCGGCUCCUGGAUGCCCGUCGUCCUCAUGGCCAUCUUCAACGUCUCCGACUUCGCCGGCAAGGUGCUGGCCUCCCUGCCGUACGAGUGGUCGCGGCGCCAGCUGGUGGCGUUCUCGACGCUGCGCUUCCUGCUGAUCCCGCCGCUGGUGCUGUGUGCCGCACCGCGCGCCGAGCCGCUGCUGGCCUGGGAGGGCUGGCCCAUGCUGUUCAGCCUGCUGCUGCUGGGUCUCACCAACGGCCUGGUGGGCAGCCUGCCCAUGAUCCUGGCGCCAGACAAGGUGCCGGACCAGAACCGGGAACUCUGCGAUGGCAACCGAGCUGUCACUAGCUAUCAGGGAUGA
Messenger RNA from Pollicipes pollicipes, 1332 nucleotides. RefSeq names its product equilibrative nucleoside transporter 4-like. The record is from RefSeq and is a predicted model, not a curated record. Gene Ontology annotation, biological process: nucleoside transmembrane transport. Lineage: Eukaryota; Metazoa; Arthropoda; Thecostraca; Pollicipedomorpha; Pollicipedidae. Gene Ontology annotation, molecular function: monoamine transmembrane transporter activity; nucleoside transmembrane transporter activity. Gene Ontology annotation, cellular component: plasma membrane.